CCGAGGCAGCAGGAUAUGAGGCUGCAGUGAACGCCGCCCGGCGUCUCGAGACGAAAGGGCUCUGAUCCUCCUCCUCUGCCAUUCAGUCAGUCGUCACUCCCCCGCCCUCCCAAUGGCCACCUCGUCCGUGCUCCCGUUCCACCUCCCGUCCUGCGCGCGCCGGGCCAGCACCGCCGCGCGCGCCUCCGCGGCCCCGGUGGCGGCGGCGGCGGCGACGACCGCGCAGUCCCUGGAGGAGUCGUUCGGCCGGAAGGGCCUGCGGUUCGUGGCCGACCCGGCCGGCGGGGCCCCCGCCGCGGAGCUCAGCGUGCGGAACGGCAGCUCGCUGCACCUCCGCCUCGGCGACGGCCUCGUCACGUCCUACAAGCCCAAGGUGCAGUGGAAGGACGACGGGUGCCGGGAGGUGCUGCACACCGUGGGCGGCAAGGGCGGCGUCGGCCUCGUCCUCAGCGAUCAGGCGUCAGGUGGCCAGUCGUCGCUGCUCGACGGCGCCGAGUGGGCCGUCAGGGACGCCGACUCCGAUUCCUACGACGCCGUGCAGGUUGAGCUCGGGUGCACCAUGGGGAAGCUGGACAUCUCGUACGUGGUGACGCUGUACUCGCUGAGCAUGGCGACGGCGGUGAUCGUCCGGAACACGGGCAGCAAGCCGGUGGCGCUGACGGGCGCGGUGCUGAGCCACAUCAAGUUCGACAAGCGAAGCGGCACGGCCGUGGAGGGCCUGCGGGGCUGCCCCUACUGCUCCCACCCGCCGCCGGCCGCCGCCUUCAGCCUCCUGUCCCCGGCCGAGGCCAUGAAGCGGGAGGACCCCGGCUGGUUCGGCGGCGGCGGCGGCGAGGAGCCGCGCCAGGGCGUCUGGACCAUCGAGGAGGACCUCUACACCACGCUCAAGAAGAAGGUGAGCCGGGUGUACGCGGCGCCGCCGGAGGAGAGGAAGAAGCGCGUCUACAGCACCGCGCCGUCCAAGUUCACCACCAUCGACCAGUAUAGCGGGCUCGGGUUCAGGCUGGUGAGGAUGGGGUUCGACGACAUGUACCUGUGCAGCCCGGGAGGCAUGUACGACAAGUUCGGCAAGGACUACUUCCUGUGCACGGGGAUGGCGUCCAUGUUGGUGCCCGUCGUCGUCAACCCCGGCGAGGAGUGGAAGGCGGCGCAGGUCAUCGAGCAUGACAACCUGUAACUUCUGUAUACAGAGCGAGGCACGGUUACAUGGCGUUGGCGGCGGACACACGGCGCGGCAUAGCUUGUGUCAACCUACGGGGCUUCGCCCACCAGUGUCCGACGGCGUGUGUCCGUGUAAUUUUCUGCCAUGAAGCCGGCUCCGCCGCAUGUCACAUGACGCGGUAUGGAGCACAGAAAACCAUAGCAAAACUUUGAUCGGAGACUCAUCUGAAGUGUACAUUGAUGAUUUUUUUUCAUAUAAAACACAUUCACUGUAAAAAAGAUA
Messenger RNA from Zea mays, 1444 nucleotides. Its product is annotated as Photosynthetic NDH subunit of subcomplex B 2 chloroplastic. Bases 113 to 1177 code for a protein of 354 amino acids. Gene Ontology annotation, biological process: carbohydrate metabolic process. Gene Ontology annotation, molecular function: carbohydrate binding; glucose-6-phosphate 1-epimerase activity. The record is from RefSeq and is a predicted model, not a curated record. NCBI's taxonomy places the organism in Eukaryota, Viridiplantae, Streptophyta, Magnoliopsida, Poales, Poaceae. The transcript has 4 exons. Gene Ontology annotation, cellular component: cytoplasm.